Molecule: messenger RNA, 1269 nt
Organism: Saccharomycodes ludwigii
Lineage: Eukaryota; Fungi; Ascomycota; Saccharomycetes; Saccharomycodales; Saccharomycodaceae
Product: AEC family transporter
Exons: 1
Coding region: 1-1269 (422 amino acids)
Biological process (GO): transmembrane transport
Cellular component (GO): membrane; endoplasmic reticulum
Source: RefSeq, a predicted model, not a curated record
AUGCAUGCAUUAAUUCAAAAAAUAACAGAUACUCAACAUUAUAUUACCAGUUCCUCCUUUUCACUAACACAAAUAUCAUUUAUAACCUUUCAAUCUGUAUUAGAGGUUAUACUAGUUAGUUUAUCUGGCUUUAUAUGUGCAUGGAGUGGUAAGUUACCUAGGGAAGCACAAAAAAUUAUAUCUAAAAUUAACGUUGAUUUGUUAACGCCAUGCUUGAUUUUUAAUAAGUUGGCUAAAAACUUAAGUAUUACCAAAAUUAUAGAGAUCUUUGUCGUACCAGCAUUUUAUGCGUUACUAAUCAGUGUUUCCUUUAUGACAGGUCAUUUAUGGUCUCACAUUUUUGGAUUAGAUGAAGAUGAGACCGGAUUUGUAAUUGGUAAUUGUGUUUUUCCCAAUAGUAAUUCACUACCCGUUUCUUUAACUUUAUCCUUAGCUUAUACAUUACCAGGCUUGUUAUGGGAUCAUAUAGAGAAUGACAAUAGAGACAAAGUCGCUAGCAGAGGCAUCCUUUAUCUAUUGAUUUUCCAACAAAUUGACCAAAUGUUGAGAUGGUCAUGGGGCUACAAUAAAUUGCUAAGAUGGAGAGAGGAAACUGUAUAUCCUGAUGGAUCUAUUUUAAAUUUAGUUCGCAAUCAUGACACAUCUACAUUAUCCUUAGAUUCUUCUACUUGUGACAUUGAUAGUAAUGUGGACUCUGGCACUAAUAACACCAAACUGUAUAGAAUUUGGAAUACGUUUAAGUCAAAUAUGAAUCCACCAUUAUAUGCUAUAUUUUCUAGUAUCAUAGUAGCAAGCAUUCCGAUUUUGAAAAACCAGUUUUAUGUGGAUGAUGGUUUUAUUCAGCAUACCCUCUCAGAAUCUAUUAGUGAAUUGGGAAUGAUUUCCAUCCCACUAAUUUUAUUAGUUUUGGGUUCAAACUUAUAUCCAAGUAAUGAAACGCAAAGUGCAACUCAUAAUUAUAGGAAAAUGAUUAUAGCUUCAAUACUAGGUAGAAUGCUUACACCUUGGAUUAUAAUCUUACCUAUUGUUGUUUAUUGCUGCAAAACGCUUCCAUCUGUAUCGAUAUUAGGUGAUCCAAUUUUCAUGGUUUGUGCGUUUCUAUUAUGUACUUCUCCACCUGCUAUCCAGCUAACACAAAUUACACAAUUAAACGAAUUUUUUGAAGCUGAAAUGGCGGGAGUUUUGUUUUGGGGGUAUGUUGUUUUAACAUUGCCUAUGACAAUAAUUACGGUUAUUAGUUCUAUGUGCGCAAUUAACUGGAAAGCAUGA